Paramacrobiotus metropolitanus is the source of this 1490-nucleotide messenger RNA. Its product is annotated as pancreatic triacylglycerol lipase-like. The transcript has 12 exons. NCBI's taxonomy places the organism in Eukaryota, Metazoa, Tardigrada, Eutardigrada, Parachela, Macrobiotidae. The record is from RefSeq and is a predicted model, not a curated record. Bases 25 to 1320 code for a protein of 431 amino acids. Gene Ontology annotation, molecular function: triacylglycerol lipase activity. Gene Ontology annotation, biological process: lipid metabolic process.
CUUUAAUUUUCUAAUCUUUUCAACAUGCAUGUUUUAAAGGUCGCUGUAACAUUUGUCGUUAUGACCAUACUCCUCAUGAAUCUUAGCAAUGUGGAAAGCGCUGCCGUAACGCUUACGUCCCGACCACUGACAGUGACGGCGACACCAGAAGUAAACACUGCCGCCGAUUCAACUAACAAAAUGAGCAUGUGCUGUGGUGACCUCGGGUGCUUUGAAGCCGCUGGUCCAUUCUUCGAUAUUGUCAACAGACCAAUAACAGUUCUUCCUGUUUGUCUCCUGACUCAAUUCUUGAAAAUGCGCCUAAGUACAAGAAAAAAUCCCGGCAGCUUGCAGACACAAAUUCUCAAUCCCGAUGACACGAAAACCAUUAAGCAGUCCUACUUUGAUCCUGCGAAAAAAUCCUACAUUCUAAUUCACGGCUUUGCUGACAAUUUUCAGUUUUCUUGGUGGCAGGAAAUUGUGGAGGAAUUAUUAAAAAACGGCGACUACAACGUUUUAAGAAUGGAUUGGUCUGCUGGCAAUCAGGCGCCAUACGUGCAGGCUACAGCCAACAUCCGCUUAGUGGGUGCAUACGUAGCCAAGUUUCUUCUGCAUCUACAAUCGCAAUACAAAGUGGAUCCAUCAAACGGUGACAAAGUUCAUCUGGUCGGCCACAGUCUCCGUACCCAUGGUGCUGGGUAUGCGGGAGCAAUUCUGCGCAGCAAAGGGUUCGCUCUCGGGCGCAUUACUGGACUUGACCCCGCAGGUCCAUAUUUCACCAAUACGGACCCAGUUGUGCGGCUAGAUCCCACUGAUGCAAAAUUCAUCGAUACGAUUGCAACGGAUGGUGAAUCCCUCUUUCAAGCUAGUUUCGGAUCUCCCCAAGGGAUGGGGCACUUAAAUUUUUUUCCUAAUGGUGGCUUGCGUCAACCUGGCUGCGAUAAAGGAACCAUUCAUCCGGCGACAAUGAACACAAGCACUUUCAAUUUGAUUGGAGUGACGGAAGCGACAACGUUUGAGUUGUUUGCGUGUAAUCACGCUCGAGCUAUCGCCCUCUACUCAGAAAGCAUUAAUGCAAAGAAAUGUUCCAUGACCUCUCAUCGGUGUGAAAACUAUGAAAAAUUUCGAAAAGGCGAAUGCAGCUCCUGCGCGAAUAGCAGCUGUGCCACUUUGGGAUUCAAUGUAGAGACAAACCGGGCGCAACCAAAUUCGGUCUUCAGCUAUUACACGUUAACGGCCAACAAAUCUCCCUUCUGUUUGCCGGAUGCAUCCAAAGCGGUUAAACGGUUAAUUUUGCAAUUUAAGGAAACGUUGAGAGCUGUUUAUAAAGAUUUAAUAUAGUGGCUCACUGACUGGCAACAAUUGAAAAAUGUAAUAACUAUAUUAUCGUUUUCAACACUGCUGUAUGUCUUGAACAUGGAACUUUGUUAUUAUUGCCCUCUGCUAGUUUGUUAUUCUUGCGCUCCUGCAUCUUGCAGUUUUGAUAUUGUGCCAUAAAAACAGUGCCAUAA